Postia placenta MAD-698-R-SB12 is the source of this 1926-nucleotide messenger RNA. RefSeq lists its product as hypothetical. Gene Ontology annotation, cellular component: membrane. NCBI's taxonomy places the organism in Eukaryota, Fungi, Basidiomycota, Agaricomycetes, Polyporales, Adustoporiaceae. Gene Ontology annotation, molecular function: amino acid transmembrane transporter activity. The transcript has 15 exons. The coding region runs from base 1 to 1926 and encodes 641 amino acids. The record is from RefSeq and is a predicted model, not a curated record. Gene Ontology annotation, biological process: amino acid transmembrane transport.
AUGUCGGGCGCGUCUUCCAGAUCUGUGAGGCGUGUUCAGAUCCACGAUGCGCGGCGUUCGCCGAGUCGAGGACCUCCAGUCUCUCGGCGCGUAAUCAUUGAAGACAAGCUGCCACCUCGUCAAGCGGCACCGCGUAUCUCUCAGCGCGUGCUUGAUUUUCAAAGGCAAUGGAAGAGCAUCAAAGACGACCUUCCGCCUCAGUUUUCUCGCCGACAUAGUGGAGUAGUUGGUACCGGAUUGUUUCUGGGCUCUGGCCAAUCCUUGGUCUACGGUGGUCCUCUGGGCGCUCUCCUUGGAUAUUCGAUUAUUGGAAGCCUAGUGUACUGCUUAUGCGUCUCCAUUGGCGAGAUGAUUGCUUAUCUCCCGAAUGUCGGCGGCGUCGUUGGUAUUGCUGACCUCUACGUCGACAAAGCUUUCGGCUUUGCUCUUGGUUGGGCCUCUUGGUCCAUGGCCAUUUCCCCCUACAGUUUCAGUAACAAUAUUCAACAGCUCGGUACCGCUACGAUGGUGAACCUGUUACCUUCGCGAAUGUACGGCGAAUUUGAAUUCUGGUUCUCGUGCCUGAAGGUCGGAACAAUUGCCACUCUGCUCUUGUCCUGUCUCCUUAUCGAUAUUGGAGCUGGCCAAGCCCAGGCAAUACCACCGACAAGCUCUCAUUUGACUCAACACAUACUGUUCAAGAACUGGGACCCACCAUUUGCGAAUUCUUAUCUUGGUAUCCGCGGAGUGAAGGGUCAAUUCCUUGGAUUCCUAGCAGUGCUAAAUCAAGCGGCAUUCUCGUUCUUUGGAUCCGAGGUCCCCGGAAUUGCAGCGGGAGAAGUUAUUGAUGCAACGAGAAAUGUUCCCCGAGCAUUAAAACGGGUAUGGGUCAGGAUCAUUCUGAUAUACAUCUUGAGCAUCUUUGCUGUUGGGCUCACUGUACCUCAAACCUCUGUGGACCUGAGAGCAAAUGCCUCAAAUGGGUUAUCAUCCCCGUUUGUCAUUGCAUUGAGCAGAGCUAAAUGGACAGUUCCUGCCAACUUCAUCAAUGCCAUUAUCAUGCUUUCGGCCUUCUCAGCAGCCGCUUCUGAUAUUUAUAUCGGCAGCCGCUUCAUGUUCUUCUUGGCCCGCAGAGGUCAUGCUCCCGGGUUUCUAGCUUCACUUAUCAAGUAUCCACAGGACAAGACAUCAGCUCAAGAAGUGGAGGAGGAAGACACUGAUAGUGAUGAGGAGGAAGACACUGAUUCCGAUGAGGAGGAAGACUGGCAUUCUGCCAUAGAAUCUUUCACUAAUGCAAACUCCACUAAACAUUCUGAUGAAGAAGCAGUUCAGCACCCUUCAUUCCACAAACCAUCAAUGAUUUGGACCAUACCCCUUGCAAGUGUUCUGGUAUCAGCUUCCAUAGGCCUGCUAGCCUACACAGCCACUUCCAAGUCCAGUAGUGUUGUUUCAAGAAUGUCUACUCCUCCAAGUGCUACUGCUACAACCAUAGUUAUUCGUGGUGCCACUAUGGCCCUGUCUACUCACACAAGCGACACUAUGGGUGUAUCUGAGGCAUUUCAAAUACUUGCUUCAAUGGCUAGUGUUGCCUCAUUGAUAUCAUGGUCAGGAAUGUUAUUCACAUACAUCAGAUGGUACCAUGGAACAGUUCAUGCAGAAAGAAAAUGGUCCACUGGUGAUCCCAACAAAGUGCUAGCUCAAAUUGACAAGAUCAAGGAGCAUAGACAUAAAUGGCAGCCAUAUUUAGCAUACUAUGCCUUUUCCAUUUGUGUCAUUGUUUUGCUGACAAACGGAUGGUAUGAGAUCUCUCACGACCUCAAGUAUGGUUUAGCCACUCAUGAUAAUCAACAUUCAGGAGAGUAUUUAUACACCACAACUGGAUUAUUGCCACCACUGGCCCGAAAGAGUCCUGGCCACGCGAUGAGAGGCCGUGCUUUGCCCUUCUAA